This is a messenger RNA of Diutina rugosa, 705 nucleotides long. RefSeq names its product Tim21p (gene TIM21). The coding region runs from base 1 to 705 and encodes 234 amino acids. The transcript has a single exon. Gene Ontology annotation, cellular component: TIM23 mitochondrial import inner membrane translocase complex. Gene Ontology annotation, biological process: protein import into mitochondrial matrix. NCBI's taxonomy places the organism in Eukaryota, Fungi, Ascomycota, Pichiomycetes, Serinales, Debaryomycetaceae. The record is from RefSeq and is a predicted model, not a curated record.
AUGAAUGUCGUCGGAAUAAAGAGAGCCUUGGCACCUGGACUGAGGUUACCAAUCACUCGUAUUCCCAUCUACCGUACUUCGAUUGUUCUGCGUAUCACACCCAUUACGGCGUAUUCAACGAAGACGGCUCCCCCUCCUCCCCCUCCCCCGGCCCACGACAAAGAUGCGAAGGGCAAAAAGAUUCUCAAUUACAUGCUGAGGGCAUUCACUUGGUCGGCGUCAUCAGUCAUUGUACUUGGUGGCGUAGCGAUUUCAGCGAUUGUUUUGUCGCUCAUUUUCUCAGAGUUGUUCCUCCCCUCAGGAGAUACCAAGACCUUCAACAAGGCAUUGAACAUAAUCGAGGCUGAUGAAAAAAUCCAAAAGCUAUUCGAAUUGAAGCCUGGCGAACGCCUUAAAGCCCAUGGCGAUGUCCAUGCCGGCCGCUGGGUGCGCAAUCGUCCUCCUCAAGCGGUCAAAAUUGUAGGCAAGGAUGGCGUGGAACGUAUGUUCAUGAAGUUCAUGGUCGAACUGCCCGAAAACAAAAAGCAAGGAAUCGUCACCUUGGAGCAAUUUGACAAAACCUGGUGGAGCUCUGAGUUCGCCUAUAUUGCCGUUGACAUCCCGGGGUACCGUAAAUACUACGUGAUCGAGCCUGCUUUUAUGAAAGCUGACACGCCUAAGGGCGCAGGAUUCUUGGGACUUAAUUGGGGGCCCAAGAAGGACUAG